Messenger RNA from Thyridium curvatum, 4770 nucleotides. RefSeq lists its product as uncharacterized. Gene Ontology annotation, biological process: fungal-type cell wall biogenesis; carbohydrate catabolic process. Bases 1 to 4770 code for a protein of 1589 amino acids. The record is from RefSeq and is a predicted model, not a curated record. The transcript has 12 exons. NCBI's taxonomy places the organism in Eukaryota, Fungi, Ascomycota, Sordariomycetes, Thyridiales, Thyridiaceae. Gene Ontology annotation, molecular function: mannan endo-1,6-alpha-mannosidase activity; chitin binding.
AUGCGAAAGGGCUUCGUAGCACUGCUAUGGGUGUGGGGGGCGCAGGCUGCAAUGGACGUGGACUUGACUUCGGAUGAGGCAAUGAAACAAGCAGCCCGGCUGAAAUCCUACGAUGUCAUGACCUACUACAAGGGCAACCAGUCCGGCCAGAUCCCCGGCAUCCUCCCCGGCCCCCCUCCUCAGGGCGACUACUACUGGUGGCAGGGCGGCGCGCUCUGGGGCACGAUGAUGGACUACUACCACUACACGGGCGACUCGACCUACAACUCGGUCGUGCAGGAGGCCAUGCUCUUCCAGACGGGCCCGCCGCAGAACAGCUACAUGCCCAUGAACUGGACAGCGUCGCUGGGCAACGACGACCAGGCCUUCUGGGGCAUGUCGGCCAUGCUCGCGGCCGAGAACAACUUCCCCAACCCGCCCGAGGACUCGCCGCAGUGGCUCGCCCUCGCGCAGGCCGUCUUCAACACGCAGGCGGCGCCGUCGCGGCACGACAACGAGUGCGGCGGCGGCAUGCGCUGGCAGAUUCCCUCGGUGAACAACGGGUACGACUACAAGAACUCGAUCGCCAACGGGUGCUUCUUCAACCUGGCGGCCCGGCUGGCGAGGUACACCGACAACAGCACGUAUGCGGACUGGGUGACCAAGACGUGGGACUGGAUGCAGGGCGUCGGCCUGAUCGACGGCGAGUACAACAUCUACGACGGCGGGCACACGGGCCACAACUGCACCGACAUCAACCGCGCGCAGUUCUCGUACAAUGUGGCCAUCUUCCUGCAGGGCUCGGCCUUCAUGUACAACUGGACCAACGGCGACGCCGUCUGGCGCGAGCGCGUCGACGGCCUCCUCACCAACAUGAUCAAGGUCUUCUUCCCCACGGGCGUCGCCAAGGAGAUCUCGUGCGAGUCGCAGGACCGCAUCACCUGCACGACCGACAUGCUCAGCUUCAAGGGCUACGUGCACCGCUGGCUGGCCGUGACCUCGCAGCUCGCGCCCUUCACGCACCAGCGCAUCGCCGACGUGCUGCGCAGCUCCGCGCGGGCCGCCGUCGCGCAGUGCGAAGGGCGGGUCUGCGGCUUCCGCUGGGUGCAGGGCAGCUACGACGGCAGCCACGGCGCCGGCCAGGAGAUGAACGUGCUCGGCGCGCUGCUGAGCCUGCUGGCCGUCGACGGGGCCGGCGCCGCGCCCGUCACGGCCAAGGACGGCGGGUCGAGCCAGGGCGACUACAACGCCGGCGGCGAGCCCGACUAUAUGCCGAACCACCGGCCCAUCACCGUCGGCGACAAGGCCGGCGCGGGGGUCCUGACGGCAUACCACACCUCGGACCUCCCCGACAAGAGCUUGACGGCGGGGAUCAACUAUGUGAUCACGGCCUUUGCCAACUCGUCCCUCUUCGCUUCCGAGCCUGCCGGGACCUACCAGCCGUUCAAGAACCUGUCCGACAUUCGGCCGCUCUUUGACAACGGCACCAAGGUCUGCAUGGCCAUCGGGGGGUGGGGCGACAAUGCUGGCUUUGGGCAGGGAGCAAAGACCCCCGAGUCGCGCAAGGCGUUUGCCAAGAACAUUGCCGACACCGUCGAGCGACUCGGCUAUGACUGCGUCGACAUGGACUGGGAGUAUCCCGGCGGCAAUGGCCAGGACUACCGGCAGAUCCCCAACUCGAAAAAGGUCGACGAGAUCGACCAAUUCCCCUUGGUCCUGGCCGAGAUCAAGGCGGCUAUUGGCAGCAAGGAGCUGUCCAUCGCCGUGCCGGGCCGCGAGGGCGACAUGAUGGCCUAUGACGCUGCCCACUGCGCCGCGAUCAACAAAGUCGUCGACUUUGUCAAUGUCAUGACCUACGACAUGAUGAACCGCCGUGACAACGUCACCGACUACCACGUCUCCGUCAAGGCCACUUUCGACACCAUCGAUACGUACAUCCAGCGCGGCAUGGACGCCGCCAAGCUCAACAUCGGCAUCCCCUUCUACGCCAAGUUCUUCGCCACCAAGCCUGGCGCCGACUGCAGCAAGGGCAUCGGCUGCCCGACCGAGCUGCUCGAGGACGCCCAGGGCGCCGACACGGGCAAGUCGGGCGCCAUGACGUUCGAGAAGGGCAACUUUGUCGCCGCGCCCACCAACCUGACUUCGUCUCCAAACCUGUCGUGCGGCGUGGGCACCUUUUACAAGUGCGGCACGGGCCAGUGCUGCAGCCAGUACGGGUGGUGCGGCAACACGACCGCGCACUGCGGCACCGGCUGCCAGUCCGAGUACGGCAAGUGCGAGGGCGCCGACGUCAAGGCCUCGUUCAAGAAGGCCCUGGCCAACGGCAAGACGGACGUCGAGGCCGGCGCGCAGUGGUACUGGGACGCCUCCGAGCGGCUGUUCUGGACCUGGGACACGGCCGAGCUCAUCUCGCAGAAGAUCGCCAAGCUCAAGUGCCAUGGCGUCGGCGGCUUCAUGGCGUGGAGCUUGGGCGAGGACGGCUACGACUGGAGCCACCUCAAGGCCAUGCAGCGCGGACCCUUCACUUUGAAGCCUGUCUCAACAACAUCCGCCUCUAGAUUCUCUAUCCCUCAGCAUCGCAGCUCGGCAAGUCGAAUGCAAAUGUUUCGCAGCAGUAAGCCUGCCUUCCUGAACGUUACCGUGCGCAACCUCCCGCCGGGGACAACACAAGACGAUGUCGUUCGGCAUAUCAAUGGUAUUGUCCUCGGCGCGCAGCCAAAGGUCGGCCCAGUCGUGCUAGACGCGGACAAACGGAUGCUGCACACCUCCGUGACACUGCAGUUGGACAGCGAUGCCGCGUGCAGAAACGCCUGUGCUGCCUUGCAUGGGAGCCGCUUCUAUCCACUCAACCCGGAGCAGCCGAACCAAAGCGCUGAUCUCGCCGUCAAGGAGGACUUUCUUGGCGUCACAACCGUGGCAGAGCAUGACGAUGCCCAGUUCGAUAUUUACUUCGUCCACGGUCUCGGUGGACAUGCCUUUCGGACCUGGAGCACGACUAACCGUGUGCCACCCGUGAUGUGGCCGCGAGAUCUUCUCCCAGAAGACGUCAAAGCCGCCGGGCUGUCGGGUCGAUUCUCAACCAUAGGCUACCAGGCACAAGCCUUUGACACUUGGUCGGCUACCACAACGAUCCAACACGCGGCCCGAAAUCUGCUCGUGCAGAUCGCUACGGACAGACCGGAGGCCAUCCUCAACGAACUGUAUCUGGAGUCAAAUCAGACGGUUCGACACGAGCAGUAUCGCAGAAUCUCUACCAAGGACGGGCAGUGCCUGGUCAGAGGCAUCUUCUUUUUCGGAACCCCCUUUGAGGGCUCACAGCUUGCCAACCAUGCGUCCAAAUUCGUCAAGUUCCUUGGCGGCAAUGAGGCUCUGAUUGACAGCCUCAAGUUUCGUGCCGAUGGGCUUCGUACCAUUGUGUCCCAGUUCAACCAGCUUCGAAACAACGUGAACACCAAGAUACCCAUCCUCAUAGCCUAUGAAAAGGCGCCUCUGUACGGUAUCAAGUUUGUCACGAGACCAGAGUCGGCGAUGAGCGUGUUCGAGGAUGUGACGUCUGUAGGGAUUGACGGUGACCACAAAACCAUGAUCAAGUUCUCGGACAGGCAUGACGCGGGCUACCGCACCAUCUCCCAGCUCCUCAUCCGGAUGAUCGCGUCCACGCUUUCUAUCGCUGCCUCGAGCCCUCCUUUGAGUCCUGCGUCGCCAGCCAAGCCUCCCGAGACUAGCUUCAAUCCCACGCUUUCACGGCGGUCGCACACCAUGUCAACCAUAUCUUCCACAAGAACGAUGCCACCUGCGUACUCGAGCCUGCUGUCACAACGCCCGGACUCCGAGUCUACCCGUCCGUUCUCCGUACAAGGUGCCCUUUCAUCCCCCACCGGGAGACCCCUGUCAUUCCAUCCAGGCCAGCCGAUAUCCCCGCCCGGCACCAGCAACGGCGGCACGACACGCCUCCCCUUCCACCACCCUCCCAAGGCCGUCCACCGCGCCAACCUCGUGCCCGUGCCCGAGGACGGCGGCGGAGGCACAGAAGACACCACCCGGCUGGCCCGGCUGUCCCAGUUCGACACCGUCUUCGUCAUCGACGACUCGGGCUCCAUGAACGAGCAGGACGGCGGCGACAGGUCGCGCUGGGAGGUGCUCAUCGACAGCAUGAAGUACAUUGUCGACAUUGUCUGCCACUACGACCCCAACGGCGUCGACGUGCGCUUCCUCUUCAACGACGCCAAGGACGAGUCCGAGAUCCGCGAGGGCCAGCGCGUGCUCGACCUGCUCUCCAACGAGGUCGAGCCCGACGACGGCGGCGGCGGCACCUUCAUGGCGCAGGUGCUGUGGAUGGUGCUGCAGGACCAGCUCGACCGCUUCGAGGAGUUCCGGGCCGAGAUGAAGAGGGCGGCGAGCAGCAGCAGCAGGGGGCGGCGGGAGGCGCGGCCCAGGGCGCCGCGGAAGCUGAACCUGAUCUGCAUCACGGACGGGGAGGCGACGGACAAGGAGGAGGUCGAGUCGACGAUCGUGGACGCGGCGAGGAGGCUGGACGAGCUCAAGGCGCCGUCGAACCAGAUCGGGAUCCAGUUCGUGCAGAUCGGGAACAACGACAAGGCGGCGGCCUGGCUCAAGUUGCUGGACGACAAGCUGAAGCAGAUGUACAACGUUCGUGAUAUUGUCGACACGAGGCCGUUCAAUAGUCCCGAGACUUUAGACCUUUCCUUCCAGCAGAGACUGCAACGGAUUCUGCUUGGUGCCAUUCUUCGUGAGGUCGACGACGAAGAAGACGAGGAAGAUCAGGGUUAG